UAUGGCGUCCUUCAGGAGAAUUCAACUGUUUUCAACUCCGUGGAUAGCUUGUCGUCAUCGUUCGAAACCUAAUAUUCAAAAACCAAAAACACCGCAUGAGCAAAGACGUAUAUUUGAAGCGAUUACGGCUCCAAUCCUUCAAGAAGAUAUACUUGACCCGAAAAGACUCUGCUUUAACGUUACAAAAGUCGUCAGAGAAUCUGAAGAAAACUUGUAUGAAAAUUUUCUUAUCCAAGACUGUAGAAAGCGAUUUGAAUCUGCAAAAGUUCUCUUGGUAUUUCAAAGUAAUUCUCUCUCCAAAAAUGACCUUAAGGAAAUUAGGAAUACAAUGAUAAGUAAAUGUGGAAAAGUCGAACUAAAAGAAUGGGAUAAUGAAAUUUUAAGAUCGGCCCUGGCUGAGAGUAAAUUUGCUGCCCUAACACCAUUAUGCUUCAGCCGAAAUGUAUUUGUUUUUCCUGAGAAUGAGUCCCAAUUGAGUGAUAUUAUAAAAGUUACGAAAACAUUAUUUACUAUUCAUCUAUUGGGUGGAGUUAUCAACGAUACAAUUUAUACUAAAGCCGGUAUUGUCGAUUAUUCUCAAUUACCAACCAUAGAUAUAAUGAGAGCACAACUGCUACAAACCCUUAAUAAACUUCAGGGACAAACAAUAUCGAAUUUACAGUACCAUGUUUCCGGAAUUUCUAGCAGUUUGAAACAUUUAAGUGAAAGAGAAGAUAAUAAAUGA
Messenger RNA from Dimorphilus gyrociliatus, 724 nucleotides. Lineage: Eukaryota; Metazoa; Annelida; Polychaeta; Dinophilidae. The record is from the annotation of a GenBank genome assembly.